Racocetra persica is the source of this 725-nucleotide messenger RNA. NCBI's taxonomy places the organism in Eukaryota, Fungi, Glomeromycota, Glomeromycetes, Diversisporales, Gigasporaceae. The record is from the annotation of a GenBank genome assembly.
AAAAUGAAGGAUUGGAGUUAAAAUUUAAUGUUGAGUUGCUGUCUUUUUUUGAUGCGAUUUCUGAUGAGGAAUUACAAAAAGAAAAUGUUGACUCUGAAAUUUGUUAUUAUAUAAUCACUCUUAUUUCUGAAGACGAUGAUUACUCAUGGGUUUAUCACAUUAAAAAUCAAAAAAAAACUUAUUUCUUACAUGUUGUGAUAAUAUUUGAAAUUAAAACUUUUAUUAAAGAUAAUAUUGAAAUUUCCGUACCUGAAAUCUGGCAUCAAAUUCAAGAAUCUUGUAUUAAUGGAUAUGAGAAUUUAACAGUCCAACAAACUUACUAUUGGUGGUCCAUUGAAUCUCGUAAAAGAUAUUGUCGGGAUUCAGAUCCUUUAUUGUUAGCUAAACAUUUGUUAGAAGAAUUUAAUCAAGAAAUUGUUGUAGACAACCUUAAUUCUUCUAUGCCUGUGCUAGAAGAAUCGAUUAUUAAGUAUGAAGUUAGUAGUGACAAAAAAGAAAACAAAUAUGAAACAGAGUUGGAGUAUUUGCAUGAAAUAUUAAACAAGACUAAAAUACUUCUAGAAGAGUCAUACAACAAACCUAAAGGACAUUUAUGGUUAAAAAAUAUUCAUUCAAAUUUUAAAUCAUUAGAAAAAAUGAACAAUGAUAUUGUGGCAUUAAAUAAUCAUCUAACAAUGCCAAAAACUUGGAAAGAUUUUAUUAAAAAUACAAUGUACUGGGUAUAA